Symbiodinium necroappetens is the source of this 930-nucleotide messenger RNA. The record is from the annotation of a GenBank genome assembly. NCBI's taxonomy places the organism in Eukaryota, Dinophyceae, Suessiales, Symbiodiniaceae.
AUGCCGCCACAACCUCCUGGUGCAAAUGACUAUGUGGACUAUCCAGAUUACGCUGAUCCGCAUGGUGAAAUGCCUAUGGGCGAUGAGGAUACGCCACAACCUCACGGUCAACAGCCUGAGCCCGAUCUUGAUGAUGAUCCGAUCGAGCUUGGCCCUGGCGGUGAUCCUCCUUCUGUUCCUCCUGGAGGCGAGACCUGGAUAUGCUUUAUGAUCCGUCCGGCGGAGGACCUCUUCCAGGAGCUGUCCACAGGGACCGGGACCUGGUUAUGGCCCUGCGCUGGAUCACCCGCGCGUGCUCGGGGUGUUCAUGGGUUGCUUUGCUGCCUGUCGGCGGGGAAGAAGGCUGGUGCGCUGACGCCGGCGACGCAGCAAAAGUACUCGAAAGAGAUUCGCGCUGCUAAGUCAGAAGAGUUCAAGAGACAAGUUUGCCUGGGACCAACAAACGGACAGUCCUACGGCGACUCGGUACGGGCGGGACACUACAUUCUGUCAUCUCGAAUGGUCGUGGUUCAGUUGCCACCAGACAUCGGCCUUCCACCUUGGAUGGUCGGUCUGUGCUGGAACCGUUUGGAUAAGAACCGACCCGAGCUGACCAAUGCACUUAUGAGAAGGAACCCGAACCAGAACCUCCUGGUUUAUCUCGAGGAGCUUGCCCUUCAUAACAUGUCAUGUUACGCACAUGAUGAAGAAAGUCGCGUUGCCUCCGACCGUGCGGAGGAUAGAUCCUACAUGUCGUGUUCGGACAUUGCUCAGUUUAACACCUCUACGACAAAGAAGAUGGCUGACUAUGCUUGGAGACCUGUUACAGAUCAACAAAAGCUUCUGGGGUUUCUGGGCAGUGUCGCGAGUAAGAAGAGAGGCUGGUUCCCAUAUCAGAAUGGACAUGCGCUGAUCUCUCACAGGGCAACUGUCCUUACCGCGUCUCGAUGA